CAUAUUUAAUGGUUGCAUAUUGGACAAGCACAACAUUUGCAACAUUUGAGACUUUCCAGCAUUGAUUUGCAUUAUUCUAUUGUUUGUCAUUACCAUAAUGCACAAGUGUUGUGAUAUUUAAACGCUCGUGAAUGUUGCGAGAAGGAAAAGUCUGAAUAACCAUCCGCAUGACGUCAAAAACCAGUCUGGAUGACGUCAGCGCUGGUUGAAGGGUGGAGAGACGAGAUAAGAGAGCCGCAGGUGGGACGUGAAACCGGCCGCGUCUCGCCCGUCAACGCUACUUUUACCGACGAUCUUAUCCGCAGCGGAGUGCGCGAGUCGUGCUUUUCGACGACAUGGGGAAGCUACAAGAAUUUGAAAUUACUUUCACAAAUAGCAAAGUGGUUUACAAUCCCGGUGAAUCGAUAUCUGGAACUGUGAGAGUUAAAACAAACCACUCGUUACAGUUUAAAGCCAUCAAGGUGAACUGUGUUGGCUCGUGCGGGAUCUCCUCUAAACUGAAUGAUGCCUCAUGGAUGCUGGAGGAACGAUACUUGAGCAGCACGCUGUCUGUAGCCGACAAAAGUACUCUGCCAGCUGGUGAGCACAGCUUUCCCUUUCAGUUUCUAAUUCCAGCAUCCGUUCCAACAUCCUUUGAAGGCCCAUUUGGUAAAAUUUGUUACAAAAUUAGGGCUUUUAUUGACACGCCACGCUUCUCGAAGGAUUACAAGACCCAACGGCUCUUCUACCUUCUCAAUGUGCUUAACCUCAAUGAGUUGCCAGAUAUCGAGCAACCCAGCUGUGCUUUGACAACAAAAAAAUUUAACUACCUCCUAGUUAAAACGGGCACGCUCAUGCUAAAAGCAUCCAGCGAUUUGAAAGGAUACACUCCAGGCCAGAUCAUCAAACUCUCCACUGAGAUCCACAACAAGUCUGGAAAAGACACCGGAUGUGUGAUGGCUAGCCUUAUACAGAGAGUGAUGUAUAAAACAAAGCGAACUGUAUUUGACCUGCGACCUAUAGCGGAGGUGGAAGGAGCUGGGGUCAAGGCGGGCAAACAUGCAGAGUGGAGAGAACAGAUCAUCGUCCCCCCCCUUCCACAGUCAGGCCUCACCGGAUGCAGCCUCAUAGAUAUUGAAUAUUUUAUCCAGGUUUCUCUCAAAUCUCCUGAGGCCUUGGUCACAUUACCCAUCUUCAUCGGGAACAUUGCUGUAAACUUGACUCCCUCCAUUCCGGCCCUACACCCCGUCGCUCACGGCCCUCCGAUGCCCGCCCCUCUGAGCCUCGGCCCCGUGUCUGUGGUUCCCAGUGCCCCACCUGUGGAAGAUGACCUGCAGGGUGAGCUGGGGGCGGGGGGAGUAGCCAGCGAAGAGAUCCCCACCAAAAGUCACUCCCAGCAGGAUCAGUCCGGUGUGCCUUUCUCCGUGUCUCCCAGCGUGUUUGGUCACGCGUCAGGCCCGGCCCCGCUGCAGAACCAACAGCACGUCCAGUCUUCAGAUGGUUCAGCACCACUGUUCUGUGUGUCCACGGGGGCCACCAUACCUUUCUUUACAGAUGGUGACACGGCACCCGUUCCUACUUCCUGUCCACUGAUUUUGCCCCCAGAAUAUAGCACUUGGGAAUAUCCACAUGAGCCACCCCCCACUUAUGAGGAAAGCUGCAGUAGCAACAAUUCUAGCUUCAACAGUAGCAUGAGGUAGACCAAUCAGGUCUCAUUUGUCCAACCAUUUAAAUUCAGUACUGCCCCCUGCUGGACAGUACAGACUUUAACGUACGGCCCAAAUCUGGCCAUUCUCCUCCAUGGACCAAAUAUCUUUAUUUGGACAUUAAAUGAUGAUUUCUUAACCCCACUCUCCUUUUUGAUGUAUCCCAUGAAUUGACAUUUUAACAGUUGAGAAAAUAUUCCUGGAACGUGGAGAGUUUAUUCAGUGCCUAAGAAAUUGUAGCACUCUCGAGCAGUCACCAGUUGAUCAUCUAGGUUUUAUGAAAGGAAUACCAGCAUAUUUAAAAUUUGUCGAAGUUACUUAACAAAGUUACAGAAUCGUUUUUUCAUUAAACCAAGGCUGGCCUUACAUGAAGCUCUAAAAGAGAAAAUGCUCUGUAAGAAAAUGCUCUGCUUUCUACUGAAAAGUGGCGAACAAAUUCACUUGCAGUCUGUGAAUGCUAAGACACUGGGCCAGAAAGAAAGUCGCUCUGAGAAGAACAAGGUUUAUCUAUUGAUAAUGAUUGAAGCAUUACUAAAUCACACGUCCAACCUGUGUAAUGUGGAUGGAGCUUUGGAAUAUCAAUGUAGUUUGCUAUCCUGGGCACAUCAGAUUUGUCACUUGGCUAAAUCGGUAACCACUGUCCCUUGAAUGCUUAAGGGAGAAACAUAUUGCAUUUGAUUGUUGAAGAAAAUGUGUUUUAAAAUGUUUUUUUUAUGUUUUUACAUUGUGGUUUAACUAGAGGUCAAGAAAUGUUCUGAAAUACGAUGGAGGUAUUAUCAUGUAUUGUGUAAAAAAAAUCCUGGGCUUUUUUCCCUACAUUUUUUAUUUCAAAGCAUUACAGCUAAUGGACACAUUCUUUCAGACUGUUAUUUGUUCGAAUUGUGUUGUCCCACAGAUGUGUUUUUGCCGCAUAUGCAGCACUGAGAUUCCUUCGAGUCUGACGCGAUCUGUAAAUGUAUGAUGUAUGUUUUGAUCCAUAGGAAAUGGAGUUUUAUGAUGGAUUUCCAGCGAGGCCUUAGGCUGUGCAUGGAUCGUUGUGUACAGUCUUUUAAAAUCGCAAACCAUUUUUAUCUGUUUUGACCCUCAAACUGUUGUGAAGAAUUUGGAAGCACAAAAAGGCACUUUUAUAGAGUUUAUCAUUGUGUGUGUGUGAUUCUGUGACCCCCAACCCCGCCCAUGUAUAUUUCAAUGAGAUUGUAAGUGUUGUAGUUAAGUGUAUUACUUGAUUCAGUUUGUCAAAGAAAGAUUUUCUCAAUCAGCUAAAUUAGAUGUUUUCAGUCUUCGUUUACUCCACCUGGUUUUCUGGGUAAAAUACCACUAUGUACUAUUUGCAGUGCUGAUAGAGAGGAAUCAUUUGUAUUAGUAUCAAAUUAAACAUUAGGGAAUCUUAUCUCUUGUGAUUGUAUCACAGCAAGCCACUUUAAUGUCUAACAGCGCAGCUAAACUUAAAAUUGGAGUCAGAUUGAGUCUCUUCACUGUGUAAGCAACACUGUGCUGUAACCUCAGUCAUUUCGAAAACUGUAGAAACAAAACGAACAAUUGAAAAUCUUGUUUUAUAUUGAAAACUGCAUUUGCCUUAAAUGUGAAUAAGAUACAUCACUGGUCCCAUGGUUCUUGUAGCAAAGACUGAAUUGAAGUACUUUUUGAGAUGAUACUGCGGCUGUCUAUUUCUCUCUUAAGUCUCUUUCUGUGGGCUUAAUGAAUGUUAAUGCAUCUGAAAGAGUCAUGAGGGAUGGGAGUGCGGUAGUCUGAGAAUGAAAUGACACAGUCCUCAAUCUCUGCGCAUGAUGCAGUCGCUGCUCGAGCGAUCAGUUUUUCAUGCUUAUUUACAUCUUCUGUAUUUUCCCAUUCACCAAAGGUUUAACAGCUUUAUUAAGUUAAUUUCGUCAUUGUGUGGUACUUUUCUUCCUAUGGAGCUUUCAGCAGGUUUUGAAAUAAAGUAGCACGAUUAUGGAUCAAUGUUAUAUGUAAAAAACAUAUUUGACAGAAUUAAACUUGUACAACAAAGAAAUAAAAUCCCAUAAAUACUCCA
This is a messenger RNA of Triplophysa dalaica, 3717 nucleotides long. It is a transcript of the gene arrdc1b, whose product is annotated as arrestin domain containing 1b. Gene Ontology annotation, biological process: protein transport. Bases 336 to 1679 code for a protein of 447 amino acids. Gene Ontology annotation, molecular function: ubiquitin-like ligase-substrate adaptor activity; ubiquitin protein ligase binding. Gene Ontology annotation, cellular component: cytoplasm. NCBI's taxonomy places the organism in Eukaryota, Metazoa, Chordata, Actinopteri, Cypriniformes, Nemacheilidae. The transcript is spliced from 8 exons. The record is from RefSeq and is a predicted model, not a curated record.